Molecule: messenger RNA, 354 nt
Organism: Nomascus leucogenys (northern white-cheeked gibbon)
Lineage: Eukaryota; Metazoa; Chordata; Mammalia; Primates; Hylobatidae
Product: embryonic testis differentiation protein homolog B
Source: RefSeq, a predicted model, not a curated record
AUGACUUCACUUGGUGCUGAACCAAUCAGGCCCCGGAACUCAAGGAAAGAGAGGGAGUGCCAAGCUGUUACUGUUCACCCUCUGGUCCAGAUCUUUCUUCAGAAGAAACCUGAGUGGUCUCACAGACUUCCUCCGUUGUGCUGUUUUACUGAGGUUGGGUGGAGUCAACACGUCAUGGAUAAAGAACUCCCUAAAGGCAGUCCCAGGGAGCCCACACUGAACAUCAAGAAGUCAGACAAAUCCUUCACACGCAAGAAGCCCACCAAAAAUGUGCUGAUAUUUUUAAUCAACAGACAACUGGGCCGGCACAGAAGUGACAUCGACCUGUCAAGAUGGGUGUGGAUGAUGUCAUAA